AUGUUGCACAAGAGACGUCGACGCGUGGCGGCGCACGCUAGCCCCCGAACGACCGGGCGUUACUACCAGGUCGUUCUCCUCCUCCUGUGCCUCACGACGUCGUCAAUCACGACGAUUGCUGUCUCGAGCAGUGGCGAGCAGAGGCAACAUCUGCGGCGCUCGUCGGCCGUGGCCGGGGCCAGCGGCAGCGGCGUUGUUGGCGGCGCUGCGCGAAGGAUUUGUCGUAACGUAUUAUGGACGGCUGGGAAGGUGGAGCCACUUCGCCGCUCACACAACCUGUGCUCAUCGGAGGUUGCAACUGCCGGCGCUGCUGCUGCUGCCAGCCCUACCGAUGGCUCGUUGCGAGAGACGAUUGGGCGGUCGUUGCUGGAGGUGCGGGGUGGCAGCGAGGGGCUGAAGAGCGAGAAGUGGAGUCGAGAGAAGGCAGCGGCCGGGAUGACGGCAAGGGCGGGAGCUGGAGGAAACGCCGGGCUUCACAAGGUGGAAACACAAGGCGAGGACUACUUCGAGAGCAGCAGCAGUAGCAGCAGCAGGGAGAGGGCGGCGGCGGCGGCGGCUGCUGCGUCGCCGACGUCCCUCCCGCGGGUAAUCGUACGGGACGAGUUGGACGUGGUCACCUGCGACCAGUCCACCCCGGUCGCCGGCGACGCGGGCAUCGGCGUUAGUCUGCGCGAGGGCGCCGCCGUCGCUCCGGGGACGGCUGGGAUAAGGGUGGGAAGGGGCAAAGCACAGUCAGCGCCCGUGGACCAGAAGACAAAUAGAAGCGGCAGAGAUCCUGCGAGGGGGGUUGGACUAGCAUCGGAGGACGACACCAGCAUGGUGCUGGAGGUAAAUGAGGGCUGGCGAAGCUCAGAGACGCCGCCGGCAGCGGGUGGUGGCGAUGGUGUUGCCGCCGCUGCGGCUUCCCAAGACGAGGGUUUAGUUGUGGAUAACGCCAAAAGGGAGGCGGCAGCUGUUGGGGCGGCGUCGGCAGCGGCACCGGAGGGCGCGACUGCCCGCGACCAGCCAUCACCCGCGGCGGGUACUUUUGCGGAUGGGUCGACGACAGGGGCAGCCGAUUUGGCUGGUAGUGGUGUAGGUGGUGGGAGUGGUGGAGUUGAUAAUAGGGAAGUCAGUAGCGGUGAGAGUGAGGUUGGUGAUCAACAAGACGUAUUGGACUUGUUGUCAGAGCGGGACGUGAAGGGCACAACCGCGGUCAGAAAGAGACAGCGGACGGCGACGCCAAAGGUAGCAAGCGGUGGGUGGACAAGAAAGCCUGCACCUCCCGAAGAACCCGGGGCAACCGGAAUCCCGGCGGUCGCCCGAAGCCGACCGAACGACCUGCCGCGCGCGGGGGCCCCGCGGCCGCCGAGAGGGGAGGUGCGGGUGUGGCGGCCUUGGGGGAGGCACGGGGCCGUGCCGGCUUCCGGGGCGGGGGUUAGCGAUAACGGCGGAGUGGUGGAAGGAACAGCGGCACCCGGCGUCGAGGUUGCUGCCGAAGCAGCCGGGAGCGGGGUGGUGGCGAUGGUUGGGCAAGAGGCGGCGGGCGGUGAUGAGGUGGUAGGGAAGGCCAAGGCGAAGAGGAUGCGCUGGGAGCCCAAGUACCUGACGGUGAAGGCGGUGUUCUUCUUGUUCUACAGCAGCCUCGGGGCGAUCAUGCCGUACCUGCCGGUGUACUACCACUCCCUCGGCAUCCCUGACAGGAGGAUAGGCCACCUGGGCGCCAUCACCCCGGCGAUGACCUUCCUCUUCACCCCUCUCUGGGGCGCGCUGACCGACAAGUCAGGCAUGCUGAAGCAGAUCCUGGUCCUGACCUUCGCCGCCUCGACGCUGCUCAGGGUCUCUCUCGCCGCCCGCACGUCGUUCCUCUGGAUCGUAUCGGUGAUCACGCUCACGGCCGUCAUCAACGCGCCGGUUCGCCCGCUGCUCGACAGCAGCGCCCUCCAGUCCCUGGACGACCGGGCGGAGUACGGGAAGCAACGGCUCUGGGGGCAGUGGGGUUUCGGGAUCGGAUCGUUCUUGACGGGGAAGCUCCUGUCUAGGUUCGGGUUCAAGGCGGCGUUCUACAUGCACGCGGCGUUCUCGCUGCCGACACUCCUGAUCCUGAUGCGGUUCAGCCCAAAGAAGGAGGACCGGGGGAAGGAGCCCCCGAAGUUCGGGGAGCUUUACCAGCUCGUGGUCCACGACCCCGAUGUCCUGGUGUUCUUUUCGAUGGUGUUCGCAAUCGGGCUGUCGAGCGGCGUGAUCGAGAACUUUGCCUACAAGCGGCUGAGGGAGCUGGGGGGCACCGGGUCGGUGCUGGGGGUGUCGCGGCUGGUAUCGAGCCUGUCGGGUAUUCCCAUGUUCUUCUUCUCGGGGGCCAUCGUGAAGCACUUCAGCAUCGUGGGCAUCCUGACGGCGUCAAUGAUGAGCUUCAUCGCUAGGUUCGUCAUCUACGCGUCCAUUAAAAACCCCUGGGCGGGUCUCCCAGCGGAGGCGCUCAGAGGAGUUACGUUUGCUGGCUUCUGGGCGGCGAGUACGUGCCACGUUGGCGCGAUCGCACCCCCGGGUCUCUCCACGACCAUGCUGGGGCUCCUGAACGCAACGUACGGGGGCAUCGGGCAGUCUCUCGGGUCCCUCGUCGGCGGGAGCCUCAGCAUGCGCUUCGGGACGGCGAGGGCGUUCCUGGUGUACGCCAGCGUCGAUGCGUGCCUGCUGCUGGCCUUCUUCCUGUUCUGGGGAUUGCAUCCGAACGGGCAGCAGAAGGACCGCGGGGCCGGCGGCGGGAUAGGUGCCUCUUCGGGGCAGGACGUGGGGAAGGCGUCCCCGCAUGCCGGCCAGCUGCCGCCGGCGGCGGAGGCUACACCGCAGCAACCUGCCGAAGGGUUGCAAGACCAGACGUUCACGCCGCCCCCUGCGGUCGGCCAGCGAUAGAGGAGGGUGAGGGUCCGAAUCUGCGAUGUCGAUGGUGUUGGACUUUGGAGUUUUGCGGAGAUGGAAAUGACUCGUUUGCUGAGGCUCCUAACGACUCGGGGGGGGGGGGCUGUGGGUGAGCGCUCUUCUCUAUCGGAAGAUUUUGAAACCUGUUGAAGUCAACGGGGGUUAUUUGAUAGAGCUACUACGUGUGUCUCGAAGCGCGUGGCCAAAUUAUGUUGGGCGUUCUGCGUUGUUUCACUAGGAUGGUAUCGGUCAGGAACACGUUUGUUGGUGUUGGGUGUGUUUGCUUUGAUGGUUUUGGAUAUGAGUAAUAAAAGUGUAAAAAACGGUGGUGACAUUGAACGGGGUUUUACGAACGAUCGGGAGCCACCUGAUGUUUGUGUCUCCGUUUAUUUUGCUUCUGUGUGAAAUGUUAUGCAAACGUUAUUCGAAACGUUGACUUCUUUUUUAAUCAGACCGGGAAUUUUGUUCAUUUGUUUUAGGAUGGAGAGAGGAGGCACGCCAUGUUUUGGCUGUUCCGUGGUACUUCUUGUGUGUGGUGACUCUUUUGGGAAUGAUUUUCCAAACCCCUUGGGCCUAGAAGCGCCAUGGGCCUGUUCGUGCAUUGUAACUCAAGAGAGAACUGCGCGUGCGGCUGAUCUUGACGCUCCGACAGAACGAGGAUGUACCUAUUGCACAUGGUGUCCUACAUAGCUGCUUGACGAUGCCUCUUUGUGGUGGUGUUUGAGGCGGAGGGCCGGCUGAUGAUGACGAUGCGCGGGGGGUUCCUCCUGACAGUUGGGGCCACAGGUCUGAAGCCCAUUUUUUUGCGGUAGGCUCAGUUUCUGCUGCCACACCCUGGUGUUUUUGCUUUUGUCGUUCCCUCGUGUCUUCAAAACCUUCACCACAUCACGGGAGGCAACAGGUCGAUGACGAUGAG
Messenger RNA from Ectocarpus sp. CCAP 1310/34, 3814 nucleotides. NCBI's taxonomy places the organism in Eukaryota, Phaeophyceae, Ectocarpales, Ectocarpaceae. The record is from the annotation of a GenBank genome assembly.